UAUACCAUGUCGAUGUAAAGAUAUUGUGGUGCGCUGAACUGAGGCUUACCUUGUCAGUUCCGAAGAGGCGAGUAAAUACAUGAUAAGGAUUCGCAACGUAGAUCUAGGACGCCUCGAAUAGCAGUCCGUGUGGCGUGUGUAAAACUAAGUAAUAGUUACAUGUACUUUGUUUGUUCAACAUUGGAUCAGAGAUUAAGCACUGUACUGUUAAAGCAGUAUUCUCAUGUGGAGUGGUGGCAUCUUACCUCCUUGGAGUCAUCGUCUUGCUCAGUAGUCAACAGUCCAUCAGCCUCAAUCGGGUUUGGGACGCACAGACCGAACCUAGCUCAAGUACAGUGCAAUUUAUCUUGUUGCACCUGCUACGAUUCGAUUAGGACUACUAGUUUCGUUGGACAGAAUCUGGGGAAUCCUUGACAUGGCUGAACCUAUUCACUCUGCCUCAACUGCUGCGAGUGGCACAGAUGCAUUGUACGUCGCCCCUGAGUACAUACAGGCCCUGGCAACAAUGUCAGCUGGCGUACUUCCAGGUCUGCAGUCGUUUUCAGGGGGUGGUGGCAUCCGCCUUCCAUUACAGUCCAGUGAUAUUGCCAUUGAAGAGGAACCUCUCUAUGUUAAUGCCAAGCAGUACUCAAGAAUACUGAAACGACGCCAGGCACGAGCUAAGCUUGAGCAAGAGGGGCGACUGCCGAAGCAGCGGAAGCCAUACCUGCAUGAGUCACGGCACAGGCAUGCUAUGAAUCGUAACCGUGGUGAUGGAGGACGCUUUAACAAGAAUCGUCAGAAAGAGCGUGGUAAAGCACAGUCGUCAGGAGCGACUGCGUCAUCUUCAGUAUCAACAGGACAACAGCAGCAGCAGCACCACCACCACCAGGCACAGCAACAGCGGAAUGGCUUGAGUUCAGCUACAUCUCACUUGACACCUCUGAGUGCUAGUGUAACAGAAGAUCUGCGACUGGAUGUGCACUCCGCUGCAGGUGGUAUUCUCGUCAAUCAACUGCCAUCCUCACUGUCCAUCCCUGCUCUUGAUCCGGAACGUGUGGACACACACGGAAUAGCAGCGUUGGGAAUUCCUGACCCUAUUCCGAGUAUCUAUCAAUCACUUCCCAGGACCAGUGGUCAUUAGAAAGAUCACACAGUGUUGGGGCAAGGCUCUCCUCUUCUCAUGCUCUCUGCUCUGCACGCUUUUGUAUAUUUCUGACUUUUCUGUACAUGCUGUCGAUAUCUACUCUACAGCCUUACUUUUCGUACCGUUUAUGCUGCUGCUGCUGCUGUAAAUAUAUUUGGCUGUCUUGUGUUGAUGCCACGCACGGGUGUAAUAUUUCCGACUAUUCUGCACAUAAGUACUGUACAGACUUGCUUUUCAUGCUGUUUAUACUGCUGCUGCUGCUGCUUCUGCUGCCGAUGUAAAUACCUUCGACUAUUCUUCUUGUCGACCAAUCAAGUUAGUUUUCCUCUGGUGUGGAGUUGUAAGUUGUUACCCCCCCCCCCCCCCCCCUUCUUCUAUCCUGUUCCCAUGGACCUACAAAACGUGUGAGUGCACACAAGCAACGUGCGUUGGGAUAGCAUGGCCGUGCAUCACGGAUCAAUGCAGAAUCCUUUCAUACAGCGUGUGCACAUAGACAUUGUGUGCAUCGCAAGCACACUGUCACCCAAGCCAGCCAGCCAGCCAGCCAUAACAACUGUACACAUGUACAUUGUAUACUGUAUUAUUAUGUAUUCAUAGUCACACUACUCCUGCUAUUCCCAUCUUAUUCUCUUUUCUAGCAAGCAAUGCUGCACAUAUGCCACGUUGUCACGGGUUGCAGCAUCAUUUUAAUCUUAUUCUACAGUGCUCUAUUCAUAGUAACAGUUCAUGUCAUAACUUGUUGUCUGGUGAAAAUGAUGUCUCGACCCGCCGAUGACUAUGUACCUCUA
Sycon ciliatum is the source of this 1914-nucleotide messenger RNA. RefSeq lists its product as uncharacterized. Gene Ontology annotation, molecular function: DNA-binding transcription factor activity, RNA polymerase II-specific; DNA binding. The coding region runs from base 416 to 1123 and encodes 235 amino acids. Gene Ontology annotation, biological process: regulation of transcription by RNA polymerase II. The record is from RefSeq and is a predicted model, not a curated record. NCBI's taxonomy places the organism in Eukaryota, Metazoa, Porifera, Calcarea, Leucosolenida, Sycettidae. Gene Ontology annotation, cellular component: CCAAT-binding factor complex. The transcript has 3 exons.